UCCGUGUCCAGCAGCGGGAGACAGUGAGAGCAGUCCGGAAACAGUGCGCUGUGAGCGGACCCACAAACCUCCAGCAGGACGGAGCAGCCUCCAGGUUCCUCCCCGGAACUCCGCUCUCCAGCCCCGCGGAGCUGAGAUGGAUUGACCGGAGCGGGGCCACCCUGAAGCCCGCGGCCGCUGCUGCCUCCUCCUGCCAAGUAGCCUCAUGGCUUCCCGGCUGCUGGAUCGUCUGAAACGCUCGCUGUUCAAAGAUGUUCACUGGGCAGUAACGGAACAGGAAGCAGGAGACACACAGGAAGUGGAGGAGUUUGAUGAGGAUCGGUUGGAGGCGGAACUGGCGGAGGAGGAGGAGUGUGUGACUGAUCGCCUUGGGGGGACUCUGUCCUUCGACAGCGCAGCAGGAGGAGGAGGACUGGAGGAAAGUGGCGAGGGCGAGGGGCAUGACAGUGACUCCGACUUCCUGGGAGAGUCGAUGGAGGAGGGGCUCAGCAGCACAGACGCCAGUCCUGUCGGCGCUUCACCGGUCGGCCCCUCCCCCUCCGCCCUGCUGACACGGCAGCUUCAGGAGAGCUGGAGGAACAUGUGCCGACUCGAUGGAGGAAGUCCCGUCCCCUCGGGAAGACGGCUGAUGGAUGACUUGUUGUUUGAGGUUACGGACGCCAGUGUGAUGCAGGACGGCUCCUCAAAGUACGUGCUGUACACCAUCCACGUGACCCAGACCGGUGGCAGCGAUAAGACGCCCGCUGUAAUCACUCGCCGCUACUCCGAUUUUCAGCGCCUUCAUGCCACGCUGCGGCGUUAUCAUUCAGACCUGAUGGAUCGUGUAUGUUUUCCACGUAAGAAGCUGCGGAGGAACUUCGCGGCGGAGACGAUCGCCAGGCGCAGCCGGGCCUUUGAACAGUAUCUGUCUCACCUGUGUUCACUGCCCACCCUGCGGGGGGCGCUCUGCGUGCGACAGUUCUUCUACCUGAGCGACCUGCAGACUGGGCAGCUGCUCAUCAGGGUGGGACGUUACCAGGAGGCACUGGGUCCGCUGCUCAACGCCAAGAGACUGCAACAGAAACUGGGCUGGGCCAGUUACUACGACGUCCAGGCUCAGGCCCCGCCCCCGGCCUCCUCCCAUUGGUUCUUCACUCUGGUGGGGCUGUCGUGCUGUUUCCAAGAAGUGGACCAGCUGGAGGAGGCGGGGGAUCACUGUGACCACGCCCUCCGUGUGCUGACGCCCGCUGACCCUCAAACUGACGACCAGGACAAGCCCAUCCCACAGACUGUUGCACCCCGCCCACACAUUGACAGGCCACACCCCCUCCUGUUACCGUUGCUGAGGGCGGUCGUUCGGCUUCUGUGGCAGACGGGAAAAGACAAACGGCAGUGGGAGGAGCUUUUGCAGCAGCUGGAGGAGCAAUGGGCGGGGCUAGACAAUCAGCCAACCAUGAUAGAGUUUCUGGUAAAACACAACCUGCAAGAGGGUGAGGUGGGGGGGUUAGCGUGACGACGCACAUCGCGGUACAAUCACGACAAUACAUCAAAAAAAUUAUCCCGAAUAAAAUAAGAUACGGACGAUAGUGAUGUCAUUCAGAGAAAAUUACAUUUAGAGGAAGAAGAAUUCUAUGUGCGAAAUAAAAAGAAUCUUAUCAAAGCCUAAUAUGAAAAUUAAGUUAUAAUAAAUCAAAACAAAUCGAAAGGUUUUAAGAAUUUCUCAGUAAUAUUUCUCGAUACAACUUCGAGAAAUGUAACAAGAAAAAGUCUAAAUAUUUAAUUAAUUAAUUCAAUAUUUCAAUAAACAAGUCUUUUAUUAUAAAUUAUUAUGAUUAUAAUUAAAAAAAGGUCAAUGGACAACAAGAACAUUCUAUUUAAAAAAAAGUUGUAAUAUGUCGACAAACAAGACAACUGUUGGAUUUUCUGUGAUAUUUGAGUUAAAAAUAUCAAAUUCCAACAUUUUGUAUUAUUUAAAUAAUUGAGUUGUGAUGGUUUGUUGUUCGUCUUCUCAGUCAAACUUUAAAAUGAAUUCAAAACUGUGACGCCUCAGAUCAGGAGGUGAGAGAAGCCUGGACUUUAAUAAUAAUGAUAAACACUAAACACUACUCCUUCAAAUCUUAGUUGUGAUGAGCAACUCAAAUCCAUAAAGGGAAACAUUCAAAAGGAAAAGGUAGAAACACACGUUUUUAGUUUAACUGAGAUGAGAUUGUUGAAACGCUGCUUCUUCUUCGUUUGAAAUGAAUCUUCAUUUUAGAAUUCUGAGGACAAAGUGAUGAUUGAACGAGGAAAACAAGUCCAAGGAUUUCAGACCUGAUGUUUGAUAUUAAUCCUCAGACAGAAACACUCGUCGGUUUCUCUCUCUUCAGAAACACGUUUUUUACUUUGAGAAGAAAUCGUUUUUCACUACGACCACGAUGACGACAGUAAAAGGGAAAAUGGUUCGAAAUAUUUGUUCUGCCCGUUAAACGUUGACUGAUAUUUAACAGAAUCAACCAAUCAGAACAUCUGCUGUUACGUAUGCGUUGAAAGGCCAUUUUAUAUUUUCCUGCACCUUCUGAAGAAUGUUGCAACAUUUCAACGCCACGGCGACGGCGCGGCGACCACGAGCCGUGGUUGGAUCAUAACUCUACGAAGUUCUAAAAUACUUCAAUAUGAAACAUUGUUUUUCAGAACACAACCUGAUCAGGAUUAUUCACUUAGAUUUAAUUCAGAUACUUUUACUGCACUUUUCUUUUUUACAUCAUGACUCAGCAUCUUAGCUGUUUUCACCUGUCAUGCCUCAUUUGAAUGAUUUUAGAAGUGUUUCCUGUUGCCAGUUUGUAAAGUUGAACCGUCACUGAGGCAUUAAAUCAUCGAAUAAUCUUCAUCAGUACGAAGCACUGACUCCUCCUCCUCCUCCGUCAGCGGACUGAAAGUGUUUUCUGAGCUGUGUGUUUAUGUGCAUCCAGUUGCUAUGGAGACCAGUGGUUGUGGUCACGCUGACCUGGAGUGGACGAUGGAAUAAGGGACCAACACACACGAGGAGACACCGAGGAUGUGGAACUUUUUAAGAUGAACGGAUCACAUGGGGAAAAUGAGUCUGGCCGGUACUUUAAAUAUAUAUAAAGUUUAAAGAUGAUGCACAUGUACAGAUUUAUGCACAAAUACUGGUGAUAAACUGAUGAACGCUGCUUCCAUCACAUCCACAGAUUUAAUAACACUCUGGACUUUUUACUUUUCAGCUCAGACAAUGAAAACGCUGCAAAACUAAAAGUCGUUUCUUGUUUCUCUGUUUUCGUUUUCACAGACGACGCAGAAAAUGGUUUGUUUGAUUCGAUUGAGACUCUGUCAGGUUUUUAAAAUGUAUUUUGGAGAAACUGUAGAUACACUAACUCUGAAUUGAGCUGAUUUGAAUGUUUCUAUUUGAACUCAAGGUUUUAGUGAUUUAUUUUUGAAGUGAUUUCACUUCCUCGUGUUGGAACGCAGCCCUCCUCCCUCCUGUGGAAUACUUUAGAAGGUGGAUUUAUCUUUAUAGAGCUUGUGUACGUGCAGUUACAUUUCCAAGUAUAUUUUAUUGAAUAAAUUUGUUACAAAAUCUCA
Molecule: messenger RNA, 3558 nt
Organism: Hippoglossus stenolepis (Pacific halibut)
Lineage: Eukaryota; Metazoa; Chordata; Actinopteri; Pleuronectiformes; Pleuronectidae
Gene: snx21
Product: sorting nexin family member 21
Exons: 6
Coding region: 206-1492 (428 amino acids)
Biological process (GO): protein transport
Cellular component (GO): early endosome membrane
Molecular function (GO): phosphatidylinositol phosphate binding
Source: RefSeq, a predicted model, not a curated record